Molecule: messenger RNA, 1287 nt
Organism: Suillus paluster
Lineage: Eukaryota; Fungi; Basidiomycota; Agaricomycetes; Boletales; Suillaceae
Exons: 5
Coding region: 1-1287 (428 amino acids)
Source: RefSeq, a predicted model, not a curated record
AUGUCCGCUCCUUGGAAUUUCGACUUCACUGGAAUGACUAUGGAGGAGUUACAGGAGCUGAUGGCCGCAGCAAGGAUAGCAGAGGAGAAGAAGGUGGAGGAGGCGAGAGUUGCCACAGUGGCAGAGCGAGCACGGGUAGUGGAGGAAAUGCGCAAGGCAGUGGAGGCACACAGAUCGGAAGCUUCGGAGCUCAUUGCUCUGGAGAAAGCAUGUCUGCGGUGUGAGGCCAACAGCCAGACAUGUACAUGGGCAUUGGUACGAGAGGCCUCGGCCAAGUCUAAGGGCGAAGGCAGGGCUAAGGCUAAGGCCUGUGAUCAGUGCAUGAGCAUGAAGGCCUCCUGUCGGGUCGGUGGAGAUGAGGCUCAACCGGCCAUUCCAGCAAAGAGCAGGAGGCAGACAAGGGAGAGGGUGACAGAGUCCGGAGAAGUAGCGGAUGAGGGCGCAGGCAGGCCUUCUUGGCAGAGGAAGGUGUACGGAGAGGAGGAGAUGGUGAUGGAGGUGGAUGACCAGGAGUGGGUCAAGGUGACCAAUGACAUGGUCUUGGCGCAGGCGGAGACAAACGCGCAGCUGGGGGCCUUGGUGACUGCCAUCAUGCGUCUGGCAGAGCAGAUGGAGCUCCAACAGGUGGAGCAGAAAGAAGAGAGGGACAGGGCCCAGGCGGAAGUCCAGGAGAUUCUCCGUGUGACCGGGGUUGCGCUGGAGAAGGGCUUCUCUGGCUGGGGAAGGACCGUCAAGGAGGUCCUUGGGAAGAAGGCAGAGAUUGGGGUGGAGGCAGUGGAGGUCCUAGAGCUUACCAGCUCUUCCAGUAGCGACGUGGAGAAGCCAGAGGAAGAGAUGGAAAGUGAAGCGGAGAAGGGUGCAGAUGGGGAGGAGUCAGGAUCUCAGCCAGAGCCGGAGGAAGAGGCGGAGGUGGGGCCUGAGUACGCCCUUGCAUCUGCAUGGCCUGGCUUCUUCUUUGGCAUUGCCACAUAUCUGUUCGUGAGGAUACCAUACAAAUUCCUCCUAAUGAAACUCUUGUCAUGGUGGUUCUUUCCCAGUAACGAUGGGAACGACAUGGAGAUGUUGGAAAUGGGGAGGAGGGUCUCUUCAGACAACUUUGCCACUUCCAACACCAUUUAUAGACAUCCCUACUAUUGGUCCGACCCCCUGUUACCCUGUCCACUGUGGGUACAACAAGCACAGCAGCAAGAAAUCGAUCUACUACACAGUUGGGUCUUUGCUACCUGCUGCCUCGCUUUAGAACAAGCAGAUUCGACCCUAAAGGGGAUUGCUACUGGGGAGUACUAG